Molecule: messenger RNA, 636 nt
Organism: Anopheles moucheti
Lineage: Eukaryota; Metazoa; Arthropoda; Insecta; Diptera; Culicidae
Product: late histone H1-like
Exons: 1
Coding region: 1-636 (211 amino acids)
Biological process (GO): nucleosome assembly
Cellular component (GO): nucleosome
Molecular function (GO): structural constituent of chromatin; DNA binding
Source: RefSeq, a predicted model, not a curated record
AUGAAGCGGCGCGUGGAAUGUGCGACCAAAGUUGUGGCCCGUUUUGAAGAGGCGCAUCGUAACACGAUGGCCGAUACCGUAACGACCGAAGUAGCUGCGGCGAAGUACGUGGCGGCCAACUACAAGGCCGACGUGACCAAGCUGGCCAGCUUCUUGAAGAGGGCGCUCAAAAGUGCCGUCGUCAGCGGCAAGCUGGUCCAGACCAAGGGAACCGGAGCGUCGGGUUCGUUCAAGCUAUCAGCCGCCGCCAAGAAGCCAGCGGCAGCGAAGAAGGCAGCAGCCCCGAAGAAGUCCGCGUCGGCCGCCGACAAGAAGAAGAAGGUCGCUGCCAAGAAGCCGGCCGGAGAGAAGAAGGCCGCCGCCAAGAAGUCCACCAAGAAGGCAGAGGCUGGCAAGAAGCCGAAGACAGCCGCCGCCAAGAAACCGAAGGCCGCCGAUGGUGCAAAGAAGGCCGCCAAGAAGCCAGCAGCGCCCAAGCAGAAGUCCACGAAGCCAUCCAAGGCGGCGGCCGCCAAGCCGAAGGCACCGAAGCCAAAGAAAGCCGCAGCUCCCGCCAAGAAGGCUGCCGCACCGAAGAAAGCCGCCGCACCAAAGAAGGCAGCCGCUCCGAAGAAGGCAGCAGCAGCCAAGAAGUAA